GACGCCCCCACGAGGGUAACGGGCGGAUAUUUUCAAAAUGGAAGAAAUGUCAAAGUUUUGGAGGGGAACGAAAGAACAACUUUCAUUCGUUUUAUGUAAAGUUAUUCUCGACUGUGCAUACAUGGAACUAAGCGAUAUAUAUUAACCUAUUUUUUUAUGUAUAUUGUGGACAAAGAAAGAACAAGAUGAGUGUUUCAAUCGGCGAUAAAAUUGAGGAUUUCAAAGUUCUCACCCUUCUUGGAAAGGGCUCUUUUGCAUGUGUUUAUCGGGCAAAAUCUGUUAACACUGGUCUGGAGGUGGCUAUCAAAAUGAUUGACAAGAAGGCCAUGCAGAAAGCUGGGAUGGUGCAACGCGUGAUUAACGAAGUGGAGAUCCAGUGUCGAUUGAAGCAUCCGUCCAUUCUGGAGCUUUACAACUACUUUGAAGACACCAACUAUGUGUACUUGGUGUUGGAGAUGUGUCACAAUGGAGAAAUGAGCCGCUUCCUAAAAGACAGGACUGUGCCCUUUUCAGAGGACGAAGCCAGGCACUUCAUGCAUCAGAUAGUGAAAGGUAUGCUGUACCUGCACACACACGGGAUCAUGCACAGAGACCUGACCCUGUCCAACCUCCUGCUGACCAGCACCCUGAACAUCAAGAUCGGAGACUUUGGUCUGGCCACCCAGCUGAAGCUCCCCAGCGAGAAGCACUUCACCAUGUGCGGCACCCCCAACUACAUCUCCCCGGAGGUGGCCACGCGCAGCGCCCACGGCCUGGAGUCGGACGUCUGGUCCCUGGGCUGCAUGUUCUACGCCUUCCUCACGGGCCGGCCCCCGUUCGACACAGACACGGUGAAGCGCACCCUGAACAAGGUGGUCCUGGGCCAGUAUGACAUGCCCGGCCACCUGUCCCCAGAGGCCCAGAACCUGAUCUCCCAGCUGCUGCAGCGAGACCCCGCCCAGCGGCCCAGCCUGUCGGCCGUGCUGGAUCACCCUUUCAUGACCCACAGCCUGCUGGCCAGGACCAAGGAGCUGAGCCUGGGGGAGGAAGGCUCCAUGGACAGUGGCAUCGCCACCAUCUCCACCGGUUGCACCUCCUCCACGUCAGGCAGCAGCAACCGCCUCCAGAGGAAGGCUGGGCACGUGGUGGCCUCGGCCCUGCCCAACCGCAUGACCCCCCUCCCGGCCAUGUCCCGGCCUCCUAGCAGCGCCUGCUUCGAAGGGGAGGAGAGCUGGCAGGAGCCCUGCCACAGAGCCCCCAGGGCGGGCAGGAGCGUGGCUGCCCAGGGGCUGGAGAGCAGCCAGCCCCAGUCUCGCUACCUACGCAGGGCCCACUCGUCAGAGCGCUCCUGCUCCUCACCCAUCCUAAGCCCGGGCGUGGCCCAGGCGGCGCUGGAGAGGUGCCACUCAGAGGAGACUCUGACUGGGGGAGAGAGGCUGGCUUUCCCCCAGUCCUCUGGCUACAAGCAGCAUAGGAGACCCCAACCAUCUCCCCCUGUCAAGCAGACAUCCAACUCGGGGUGUUCGUUCUCUGCACAAAUGGCACGUCAACAAAGUCUGCAGGCGGUGGACUCGGAGGGGCUUCCUAACUGGUUCAGUAAAGAAGGGUCGUCUCAGAGGCCGCCCACCGACGGCAGCUCUCACAGCGGCUCCGGAAGCUUCCACAGCGGCAGGGAGCCUCUGGGGGUGCACAACUCCUGGUGUGACCACCCCGCAGGCCGAGGGCCUGGGCCUGGCCUCGACCUCCACCCCCCUCGCCCCCGCGCCCCCCUGCCAGAGUCCUACAGGGAGAACCUGGUCGGCGGAGACCUUCAGAGCAGUCCUGGGGGAGAGCUGAAGGGGCUGUCCAGGAGCACUCCCAGCAUGGAGGACAGGAAGAAGGCCUUGAGAAAUGUGCAGCCUCCCUUGUGUGCCUGGAGACUAAAACCCAUCAGGCAGAAGACUAAGAACGCCGUGGUGAGCAUCCUGGAUUCAGGAGAGGUCUGCAUGGAGCUUCUGAAGGGUCAAGGCAGCCAGGAGAGGGUCAAGGAAGUCCUCCGGAUCUCCUGCGACGGUCUGACGGUGACCAUCUAUCAGCCCAACGAUGGGAAGGGUUUCCCCGUGCUCGACCGGCCACCCGCGCCCCCGGAGGACAUCCUGAUCUGCAGCUACGAGGAUCUCCCAGAGAAGUACUGGAAGAAGUACCAGUACGCCUCCAAGUUCAUCCAGCUGGUGAAGACCAAGACCCCCAAGGUGACCCUGUACACCAGGUACGCCAAGUGCAUGCUGAUGGAGAACUCUCCCACGGCCGACCUGGAGGUGUGCUUCUACGAUGGGGCCAAGACCCACAAGACGUCGGAGCUGGUGCGCGUGGUGGAGCGCAGCGGCAAGUCUCUGACGGUGAAAGGGGAGCUGGGUGUGGGGGGGCUGAGCCCUGAGACCAAGCUCUACCUGGAGCUGGCACGCGAGGGCCACAGCCUCUGUCUGGCCCUGGAGGCGGCCGUCACUGCAGAGGAGCAGCGCAGCGCUCGAAGCACUCCCUUCUUCCCCAUCACCAUCGGCAGGAGGCCGGUUAACCCAGACACUCCCAGCCCCACAACGCUGUCCUCCCAGCCGACCCCCCCUGAGGUGGCCUCGCCCCCCCAGCCCCCCCACAUCACUCCCUCGAUGAUCUCAUACGAUGGCUCUGACUUCACCACAGCCAGCCUGGCUAAACACCGCUCCCCUCUGCUGGUCAGACCAGAACACACAGCCAGUACGGGGAAAGUCGUCAAGUCUGUUUUUGUACCAAACAUAGGCUGGGCCUCGCAGUUGACCAGUGGAGAGGUGUGGGUGCAGUUCAACGAUGGAUCCCAACUGGUGGUGCAGGCGGGGGUGUCCUGCAUCACCUACACGUCUCCUGAGGGGCGCACCACCAGGUACAAGGAGAACGAGAGGUUGCCAGAGCACGUGAAGGAGAAGCUGCACUGUCUCUCCACCAUCCUGGAGCUGUUAGCCAAUCCGGCUUCACAGAUGGGGCUGUCGGCCAAUCCGGCUUCACAGAUGGGGCUGUCGGCCAAUCCAGCUUCACAGCGUUUACAGACACCUAAAUAACACCUGUCAUCUCCUCUCAGCCUGGCUCAGAGCAGACCGCUGCAUGAAUGGGGGACUGGGUUAGCUCAGGUGUGCUUGUAAAUAUAAACCUUUUUACCUGUACAGAUAAAGAUUAUGAAAAGAUAUAUAUUUUAUACAUGUGCCCAUGUUGUUUGUAAAAAAAAAAAAAAUAGUGUUUUGUAAUGUUUUACAUGUUUUUCUAAUUGUAACCACUAUGAAAUGUCAGAUGGAUAAAAGCUUGAGCAAUAAACAUCUGCGGGCUGGGUAGUA
Messenger RNA from Osmerus eperlanus (European smelt), 3320 nucleotides. RefSeq names its product polo-like kinase 4 (Drosophila) (gene plk4). The record is from RefSeq and is a predicted model, not a curated record. Gene Ontology annotation, molecular function: protein serine/threonine kinase activity; ATP binding; protein binding. Gene Ontology annotation, cellular component: cytoplasm; nucleus; spindle pole. Gene Ontology annotation, biological process: mitotic spindle organization; protein phosphorylation. Lineage: Eukaryota; Metazoa; Chordata; Actinopteri; Osmeriformes; Osmeridae. Bases 186 to 3050 code for a protein of 954 amino acids. The transcript has 15 exons.